AUGUCCCAACACGGUCCGAUGGUCUCCGGACCGAACGGACCCAUGGUGUCCAUGCCCAGUGGCAUGAACUCGGGCCCAAGCUGUACCAUGUCGGGUCCUAUGGGACCUAAUGGUCCCAUGGGAGGGCCGAUGGGUCCGGGACCAAUGGGGCCUAACGGGCCGAUGGGCGGACCUAUGGGUGGAAUGGGAUCGGGUAUGGGCAUGGGUGGCCACGGUUCGAUGGGGCCUAAUGGUAUGAUGGGACCUAACGGGCCUAUGAUGUCUGCGAUGGGGCCUAAUGGACCGAUGGGGCCUAUGGGUCCUUGUGGGAUGAAGGGAAUACGAGCGUGUGGAGACAUGAAGUCUGCGAUGUGUAAUGAUAUGCACAUGGGCAGAGGGUGUGGCGGGCCUAUGGGGCGUAUGCCUAACCCCAUGGGAGGUAUGGGAGGACCCAAGCCAUGUAUGAUGGGGGGACCUCACAUGGGACCUAGAAUGAUGCCUGGGCCUAAUUUAUCAGCUAUGAAUGGUGGGAUGAUGAUGGAAAGUGGCAUGAUGGGAGGAAUGGUGCCUCACGGUGAUUGCGGACCAGACCAUCAUGGAAUGUGUGAUGACUACGGACGGGGGAGAAAUAUGGGUGGCGAUGGGCCAGGGCAACACAAGAAUGCUCUUCGAAGCCCCAAAAGCCCAGGACACGAUAUUGACUGGCAGAAACUACAGCAUCAGUUCUUUGAUGACAAGAAUAUGGACACCGAACUCAGUACACAAGUGAAGUCCCCAUGUUCGGAGAGAGGUGGAUGCCUUCCUCCGCCGCCCUAUGGCGCUUCGCCUCUUCAUAGAUCUGCCUCGGUACCUAUAGCAACUCAAUCCCCGUCACAAGGCACGCCUACGUCUGAAGCGCCGAGAGCCGGAUCAGCUCUAAGCAGCCCCGCCCAUUGCAAGCCACAACACAAACACGAUCCACCAGAGAUAUUGGAGAAAUUGGACGAUGGUGUGUUUGUGCGUACGCUGCAAUGUCUGGCCGCGCAGCGUCAGAAGAACCAACAGAGCAAGGAGCCAAGUUUGAUGCCUGUCCCAUCUCCGCAACAAAUAUCCUAUCUCAACCAAUUCGAAGGCCAAGAGUUGACGAUACAGAAACAGCCGAACACUUCGUUAAAGGACAACGGGCCACCUUCGAAUAGCGGAGGUCAGACACCGCAGUCGAGUUCAAAUCAAAAAUCACCUGCUGGUAUGAUGCCGGGAACGCCAGAGCCGCAUUCAUCGCAUUCGGAGCAACGAGCAGGUCGAUUCUCACUCGAACAGAGCCCCAACUUUAAUAAUCCACAGACACCCAACGCAGGAAACAAGUGUACAGAUGAGAAGUCAAGACCGAGUCCGUCGUCAAAUAGGUCUAAUCAAGAAAGUGCCUCGAAAACCCCACAACGCGAUUCGUCAGGAUUGAACCAGGGACCGUAUGCUGUAUCUUGUGCGAAAAGCAGUUGUGCCGUCACCACUAUGUCACAAGCACACCCCGACGAUUCUAUGUCCUCCAAUACAGAAACGACGUUAUCAGGCGGCCCGAACAGUACGAGUUUACCUGGGCCUUUUCCAGGGCCCUGUAGUAUGAAUAGGCCUGACAACAUUCCCAUCAAUCCCAACCAGGGCCCCAAUGGACCCAUGGGCCCCGCAACGUCCUCCUUUGACCCGAUCUCUUCUUUAGCACAAAUGUCACAACAGUUAACGAAUACGGUCGGGGGUGGGCCUGGCUCGUCAGGGCCAAUGGGGCCCAACGGGUCAGGGAUGGGACCCUUUGGAUCGGGUCCCCAUCAUAUGCAACAUCACCAUUCAAUGCAUCCACAUGGACACCCGCACAUGAUGAUGAAUGAUUUAGGUUGCCAUAUGGAAGGAAUGGGUGGGCCAGGUUUAGGUGGUCCCAUGGAAAGUAUGAUGGGGGGCGGCGACUUUCCCUCAGACAUGAAUCUUAGUCCAAAAAUGGGAGGUGGUCCCAUGGGUGGACCGAUGGGGCCCAUGGGCCCUGAUGCCUCGAUGUUAGGACCACGUAUGAGUGGCGCAGGGAAAAUGCCACCGUUUAAUGGAGCAAAUGUUCAAGUGAAAGCGAGCGCACCUAACACAAUUCAAUACUUGCCGACGAGGCCCCAAAUGCCCUGCAACACUGGUCCCAGGGGCCCUCCCAGUUUAGACUUCUUACAAAGAGUCACAAAUCCUAUGCAAAUGGACAGCAGUAAAGGCGUGCAAUAUUUCCCUGGAGCGAGAGCAAUGGACAUGGAGGGUGGCAUGCGGGGGGUCAUGAGAGCGCCCGGAGGAAUGCUGAGAAUGCCCCACUACCCGGCCGGUUUUAAUUCACCCCCUAAAAUGGCAGGGGACCCCUUCGGCGGGCCGGGCCCUAAUCCGAUGUGUGGCCCCAAUUUCAGAGGAGUGAAGGGUGGCAUGGGUCCCGGGAACGUGAGAAUGGGAGCGGCGCAGCCGUUGCCCCCCUCGAUGGGAGGCCCCAAUCCCGGGUUUAAGGGCCAGGGAUUCGCGGUGCCCUCGACGGCCGACCCGAACUACGCGGCGCAGUUCCACAACUUCCAGCAGCAGCUGUACGCCACGGGCAGUAGGGCAGCGCAGCCGCAUCAGGGCUACCCCCCUUACCAGCCGUCCAAGUGA
Messenger RNA from Pieris macdunnoughi, 2622 nucleotides. NCBI's taxonomy places the organism in Eukaryota, Metazoa, Arthropoda, Insecta, Lepidoptera, Pieridae. The record is from the annotation of a GenBank genome assembly.